Molecule: messenger RNA, 1908 nt
Organism: Ixodes scapularis (black-legged tick)
Lineage: Eukaryota; Metazoa; Arthropoda; Arachnida; Ixodida; Ixodidae
Exons: 3
Coding region: 1-1908 (635 amino acids)
Molecular function (GO): RNA-DNA hybrid ribonuclease activity; nucleic acid binding
Source: RefSeq, a predicted model, not a curated record
AUGGCCGUGGCCAUGAACCUCCGACCAACAGACAUGGUAGAACUCCUCGCGGAUACUUUCACUAAAGUUCCGCUGGUACCGACAGUGGGACCGCCCCCCGAGAAUUGGGACAAGUUCCGUCAUCCCACGGCACCUCUGAUGCAACAACCGGACACCGACUUCACUCUGCACGAGCUGCAUGAACGCACUAUGUGUGUAAAGGCUGGCAACGCGGUGAGCAACCCCCGGAAAAUCAUCCGAGGAGUUCCCCAAGGGAGCGUUGUUAGCCCGCUACUCUUUGCUCUGGCCAUCGCGUCACUCCCAGCGGCGGCAAGGGUUGGAGAAGAGCCGGCGUACCCUAUCAGCAUGGCCGUCUAUGCAGACGACGUGGCACUCUGGUCCACUGCCCCCAGCUACAGAAGGCAACGUAUGGUAUGCGCUCUCCAGCGAGCCCUGACAAAUGCAGUGUAUCGUCUCCACCAACUGGGCUUGGCAAUAUCAGCCGAAAAAACGAUUGCGCUGUGCUACUCUCCAAAGAGGCCAAGCAAGUUCAUGCCCACACUACGCAUUGGGGACACUCCAGUGAAACUGGCGAAAACGGCCACAUAUCUUGGCGGCACGUUGGACUCGAGGCUAUCCUGGGGCCCAGCAAUGAGGGAAGUGCUUCAAAAGAUGCGAACCCAUACAAACAUCCUCCGGAUACUCGGCGGAACUACUUGGGGAACCUCAUCUCGCAUGAUGCUGCAACUGUAUAGGGGGCUCAUCCUGGCCCGCCCAUUGUACGCCCUACCUUUCGCCACACUCAGUGUCAACCAGCUCAAAAACCUUGAACAAGCUCAACGCGUGGCACUCAGGAUUUGCCUCGGAGUUCCCCGCACAGCCUCGUCUCAAAAUAAGCUCACAGAAUCCAGGAUUAACUCUGUAGAGAACAUCAUGCAAGAACGGGCGCAGGAGCUGCACAAAGAUCCCCACCCCCUGCGGAUCAGCCUUCAUAUCCCUGAACUGCGGUCCAAGAAGAACGUAGCAGUGGUCGUAGCAAGGCAGCUCACGGAAGAUCACUUAGUUACCCAGUACGAUGGGUGGACCCGAGUGUACACCGACGGAUCAGUGGACCCCACCGGAGGCACAGCAACAGCAGCGGCUUUCUUCGAGGCAGCAGUUGUGGGUACCAGUGACCGCCUGGAUCACCAGGCAUCCUCCACCACGGCAGAGCUAGCAGCCAUACGGCUCGCACUCUGGGGUAUUCUGACAGGCUGCACACAGGCCUUACGCUGGGUCAUCCUGAGCGACUCAAGAUCAGCCCUCGAGCUGCUAUCUAGGCUCGAACGGGCAACGCCCCUGGCCCGUUCAAUCGCGCAGGAUGCAGUCGAGCUUCAGCAAGAAGGCAACGACAUUGCCUUCCAAUGGCUCCCGAGCCACUGUGGCAUUAGAGGCAAUGAAGUCGUCGAUUUUCUAGCGGUGCGGGCUCACAAGGACCCCGAGUGCCCGCCUUCAACCGUUCCCCGCUUCUCAGACGCCAAACUCCUUGUGAGAAGAGCCAUCGCCCUACAGCACCCGGACCCUGCUGUGGUGGCGGGUGCCUUCCCAGCUCGGGUACCGCGCGGCUUCGACCGCCAAACUGCCGCAGUAAUACACAGAUUACGGACCGGAAGCGCCUUCACCCCGGCGUGGAUAAGUCGCUUCAGACUCAAUGUUGACCCCAUAUGCCAGACUUGCGAGGAAACGGCCGACGCCGAACAUCUCCUCCUGCACUGUAGUGAUCACGAAGAGGAGCGCACCAACCUCCGUGAUGCUUUUUCCCGCCUAGGGCUACCUAGUACCAACUUGGAAGAACUCCUGCGUCCAAGAGCCUCACGAGCUACUACGGACAAGGCACUCAAGAGUGUAGUCAGCUUCCUGAGGAGCGCGGAACUCCUCGAGAUCCUCUAG